ACUGGUAACGAACUACCGGGAAUUAUUAUUUUUCAUGAUCGUAAGCAAUUAAACUUCCUCCAACCCGCACAAACCGGCAGAGCAUGGGACAUAGUAAACUUCAUUUCGGUGUAAUUAUUAAACACUUCUAAUAUUGCAAGUUUAUUUCAGCUGGUGACACCGUGUACGUACCGCAGUUCGUUUUAUUUGUGCAGUAGCCUAGCUAAUCUGGUGACCUUUUGCAGAUAGAGUGGUAUAUAUUCAACAGGACCUUUUUCAAAGCUACUCAUCCGAAUAGCAUUACCGCAGACUUACGUCGUAGCCAAAUGUGCGUAUAGUUGCAUACAGAGGGAAAGCAAAGUCAAGCGGAAAGAAAGAUUGCUAGUCAAUGCCAAGAUGUCAAGGUCUAACGACACCAUCAGCCUGAUUGAAGCAGAAGAUUUCCUUGAGAGCAUUUUGCAGCUCAAGUUCCCAAUGGACCGACUGACAGAAGACCGAGCCGGCUUCCUGCGUGACGUCAUCGCCAGCUGCCAUAGAAGGAUUCCUUUCCAGAGUGUGACGUCGAUAGCCACGCCCAAACCAGAGAGGCGCGCGUUGACCUUCAAAGAGAUCAAGGUCGACAUGAUGACCCGGAAGGGCGGCCUCUGCUGCGAGUUGAACUACUUCAUGAAGGUGCUCUUGGAGACGCUUGGAUUCGAGGUUGACCACGUUGGGUGCAGCGUCUUUGGAAGUCUCAACAGUCAUCUAUCAACGGUCGUGAGGAAUUUGAGCCGACCGGGCGACCUGCAUCUGGUAGACAUCGGCAGCGGGUAUCCCAUGUUCGACCCAAUCCCACUGGUCUUUGACAAGGAGUCACCGUUGUACAAGACAAGCUUCCUAUAUCAUAAGUUUUUAAAAGACACUGACGGCACCCUCCGAUGGGUGCAUAGAGCCUACCGGGAUUAUUACGAUGGCCCGCCAGCAGAUGUCGUCGACGAGUGGUACACGUUCAUGGUGAUUAACUUGGAGGUCCGGGAUAUCAAAUUCUUUUUCCCCAACAUGGAAAACAUUCAUACAGUUGAAAGCGGACCAAAGGCCCUGGCGCCUUUUUUGGUCAGCUUAAGGGCGAUCGACUACCGAAAUGGAAGGCUCUUCGCCGUCAAGGAUACCACCAUCUUGAAAGAAGACGCCAGCGGUAAGGUGAACAAGAAGCGCAUAUCGUCUCCUCAAGAGUUGCUGGAGGCAUACAAGGUCCACUUUCCGCAGUUUCCGGCAGAGACUGUACAGCAGGCUAUACAGCAGGUCACCCUCAAAUUUCAAAAUAGUUCUGGAAAAUGAGUUAAUAACAUCAAUUAAAACAGGUACGCAAUAAGAGUUGAAAAUUGGAUUGAAAAGUAAAAUCUGAGUUUUAAUUAUUUAUCCAUGAUCAUUCCUCCCGCCACGCGCGAUCACAAUUUAAAAUAUUACAUUCUAUGUUCUGAACUGUGAACAUGUAGACGGUUACAAUGGUGUUGACUUUGAACCGAUGGCGUUGACGUUGAAAUGCACACCCAGAUUAUAUUUUCUACUAAAAUCGCAAAUUUCGAACAUUUCAAACUCAAGAUUCUAGGUAUGAAUCAUGUGAAUUAUGUUUUGAACAAGUAGGUUGUCCCAGGCUAUUUUCAAACCUGUUGUCAAUUUUUGUCAUUCAAUUUUUGUCAUUCAAAUUUACGAGUUCGAAUACUCACAAACGUCCAGCAAAUUCAAAUGUGUGCACAUACAAUGUUUAAAUUCGCUCUGUUAUCACACGAUUUCAUAUUUUGUUCAAGGAACUCAAACCAUGAGCUCCCAGUUUCGCCGAAGGUAUAUUCAAUUUCGUCUCAUCUAGGCCGUACCGUAAAGUUCAGAAGACAAACUCGUCUUUGUUAUACCACUCAGUUAUAUCGUUAUUUUGUUCAAUUCCAUCGUUCUUUAUAAAUUGCGACAGCUUCAGUAGAAGCCGCCGCUGGCUUGCUGGAUCGAGCACCUUUAAUGUUUACUAUCCAAUGACUGUAUGGAAUGUGGUUUCUACACAAUGUAAUUUGAGCCACCCGACCCUCACAACCAGCCCAUUCACCCCUGAUUAACCUCUGGCAUGUCUGGAGUAUCUCUCAGGCCCCAAACAGCCGUUAAAACCACAGACAUAACCCCAUUUGACAUUCCAUUUUGGUCACAGGGGUGAUCGAAAUAAUCCCAAUGUAUAUAGUGCAUUUGUACACAAG
Molecule: messenger RNA, 2198 nt
Organism: Patiria miniata (bat star)
Lineage: Eukaryota; Metazoa; Echinodermata; Asteroidea; Valvatida; Asterinidae
Exons: 2
Coding region: 376-1296 (306 amino acids)
Molecular function (GO): acetyltransferase activity
Source: RefSeq, a predicted model, not a curated record